UUGAGCUCUCUAUAAACGCAGAGAUUUUUACGUUUAUUUUUACUUAGUUUAUCCCAAUUUUGUUUAAGUUUUUUCCGUUCAAUUUUUGACAAAAAAAAAAAAAAUCAUUAAAAAUGUCUUCGGUUAAUUUACAUCCACCACAAACCUAUUCGAGGCUUUUCCGUCCCUGGGAUUCGAAAUCUAGCGACGAGGAUAGCAGCAGUGAUUGUAGUUCAAGUGCAGUGAAACAAGAACAAGAAAUUAAUGUUAGUUGCGAAAGCCCGGCUUCCAACAUAAACAAUCAAUCAAUUUAUGAAGAAGUGCCACAAAGUGACCAUCAGCAAGGUGUAUUCCCUGUUAGCCCGAUGGGGUCUUAUACUUUUGAAAAUACACAGUUUGCACCAGGAAUGCCGGGUGUUAGUGAUUUGUAUCAAUAUCCGAGUGGACUACCUUUGCCGUCGGCACCAUUUGUCGGAAUGGAUCCGUUCUCAAUGAGUCUGAUGGAACAGGAGUAUGCCAGAGUUAUGGCUGAAGAUGCCCAUUUAAAAGCUCUCAAUUCCCGAAAACAACGACCAAAGAAGUUCAAGUGCCCUCAUUGUGAUGUUGCCUUUUCUAACAAUGGCCAACUUAAGGGUCAUAUUCGCAUUCAUACCGGCGAAAGACCAUUCAAAUGUGAUGUUGAAUCCUGCGGAAAAACUUUCACACGUAACGAAGAACUAACCCGUCAUAAGAGAAUCCAUACUGGUCUCCGACCAUAUGCCUGUACUUCAUGUGGAAAGAAAUUCGGCCGUCGAGAUCAUUUAAAGAAACACAUGAAAACCCAUAUGCCACAAGAGCGCCAACUUGGACCUGCAAUAUUUGUGCCUAUGUAUCCAUACUUGUAUGGAUACUAAAACAAUAAAUAACAGUCUGGAACUUUGUAUUUUGUCUGAUUUGUUCGUGUUUAUGAAAAAAAUCAGACAUUAUUUUCUAAAAUGUUUAUAAGAAAUCUAUGUAAAAACAUGUAUAUUUUGUAAAAGUAAAAAAAAAAAAUGUAAAUAUGUUAAAUAUUUAAUUUAAGCAAAAAAAAAAGUGAUGAUAGCCAUU
This is a messenger RNA of Episyrphus balteatus (marmalade hoverfly), 1065 nucleotides long. It is a transcript of the gene hkb, whose product is annotated as zinc finger protein 737. The transcript has 2 exons. Gene Ontology annotation, biological process: regulation of transcription by RNA polymerase II. Gene Ontology annotation, molecular function: DNA-binding transcription factor activity, RNA polymerase II-specific; RNA polymerase II cis-regulatory region sequence-specific DNA binding. The record is from RefSeq and is a predicted model, not a curated record. Lineage: Eukaryota; Metazoa; Arthropoda; Insecta; Diptera; Syrphidae. Bases 114 to 872 code for a protein of 252 amino acids.